Nerophis lumbriciformis (worm pipefish) is the source of this 4422-nucleotide messenger RNA. NCBI's taxonomy places the organism in Eukaryota, Metazoa, Chordata, Actinopteri, Syngnathiformes, Syngnathidae. The record is from RefSeq and is a predicted model, not a curated record.
AUGAGUCCAACUGAUGCUAAGCGUGGGGCUAAACGCAGGAAGAACAAGCGGGGCGGUGGCAGCGGCACCAGCUGCAGUGCUGUCUGCAAUAGCGGCACCAGCGGCGGCGUCGUCUGCAGCAAGGCCGGGGUCGCCUCGGCCCUCGGCUGCGUCGGAGCUCCGGCAGCUGCCGGCUUCCUCGCACCUGCUCCGGCCGCCAACUUGGGCUCCGUGACGGGCAUCAACGGAGAGCUCAAAAUCAACAACGUCACGCCGCAGUUUACCGAGGGACCAGUCAACGCUGAUUUCACCGGGGUUCUUCAGACCCCCUUCACGUUCGGUCUGAACCAGCGAGCCCCGUACACAGCCGGCGACCGCUGUCUCCUUUGCCGCCGCGAGCGCGGCAAAGACUGCCCGCGACCUUCGGAGGCGGUCGUCCCCGACCGCCGGAACGGCGGUUGGCCGAAGGUCGGCCAGCCGCCCGCCGCCCUCCCGCUGCCCUUGUGGGUUUGCUCGGACUGUCGCAGCACCGUGGAGAAGGAGGACCGACACACUGCGCUGGAGCAGCUGGGGAGUCAGGACUUUCUUUUGCACAUGCCCACGGUGAACGGCACCCUCGGGCCGGACCUGGCCGUGACGCCGACAGACAGGCUGAGCGCGCCCGCGCUCCCCGCCCCCGAUCUGGCCACGCCCAUGCCCGGCGACACGCCGUGCGGCUGCGAGGCCUGCAACGAGAGGCGGGAGCUGUCGGCCGAGUCGGAGAGGGAAUCCCGCCAGCUGCAGAAGCACUGGUCGGAGGUGCGCUACGUGGUACGCUGCAUUUACCGGCAGGCCGGAACACCGCUGGCGGACGACCGCGACCAGCCGCUGGAGCCGGACAAGGAGGGCGUCAAGGAGCUGGUGGACAGACUCUGCGAGAAGGACCCCUACCAGCUUUACCAGCGCCUGGAGCAGCAGGCCCGCGAGUACGUCCUGGAGAUGAAGGCGCGGCUCCUCAAGCAGCUCUCCGAGCCCUCGCUCGCCGAGGGUCCCCCGCGGGCCCACCGGCUGGUCUCCCUCCUGCUGGAGGAGUACAGCGCCCUCUGCCAGGCGGCGCGCACCAUUAGCGGCUUCCUGCUCACCCUGGAGAACGAGCACCUCCACAAGUUCCACGUGACGUGGGAGCUGCACAACAAGCACCUUUUUGAGAACUUGGUCUUCUCAGAGCCCAUCUUGCACAGCAGCUUGCCUGCACUCGUUGCACAGCUCAAAUUGGGCACGGCCUCGCACGACUCGUACAGCGAAGACACGUACCGGACCUUGCUGGAGAACUACCAGCGGCUGGAACGGGAGAUGGCCAGCGUGGCCGGAGAGUGGCAGGAGUGCGAGAAGAGGAUCGACGACUACGUGGACGAACAGUUGCUGUUCAAAGUGGAGGGCCAGAGUUUUAGCGACCAAAGAACUGAGCCGCACAAGUCGCCGCUCGGCAAAAACACUUUAAAGACAAAGCAGCGAAUGCUCAAAGAAGACUGGGAGUCCUUCAAGCAGCGGAGAUACGUGGAAGAGCAGCCUCCAAAUAAUAAGAAGCUGCCAUGCGGAGACAACUUCACAGACACCAUGAGGAUGCUCUCGUCGCGACUCGGGAUUCCCGACUGUCCCAACUGCAAUUAUCGGAGAAGGUGCGCGUGCGACGACUGCAGCCUCUCGCACAUCCUGACGUGCGGCAUCAUGGACUCGCCCGUCUCGGAGGAGUCGGCGGUAAAGCCCGUCGCCCCGCAGGACUACCUGGCUCAAGGGCGCCCGCCCAGCCUGUCGUCGGCCAGCUCGGCGUCAGGUUCCAACGGCAGCUCCCCCGUCACCGUCCAGAGACGCCCCCGACUCGCGCUACCCGCCGGGGACGCCAACCCCUUUGUCAGCGAUGACGACGAAGUGCCUCCGAUGUCCGCCAAGUUCGGGGACGUCUACCCCGUCGGCGGCUACCAGGGCGACGGCGUGGCGGCGCUCAACGGACACCGCGCCGACAUCAACGGCGAGGGGGCGCAAAACCUAACGGUAAGUCUCUUUCCGCAGUCGCCUCGCGUCAGCAGCAGCGCUAGCUCGUCCGACGACGACGAGGGGAGGCGGCGGCGGGAGACCAACAGUCCUCCUCCGUCUUAUAACCACCACCGGCAGGUAGAACAGGUCCAACACGUGUGCGAGUGCCACGUUUGCAACCAGGACUCCGCCAACGUCCUGGGCCACUCCGGGCGACUCCACUCGGCGCCUCCCCCCGUCGCCGAGGGACACCCGUCCUUCGCGGAUAACGGUCCCACCAGGCCCGCCCUUCACCUCUACCCGCACAUCCACGGGCACCUACCGCUGCACAACUUUUCCCGGCCGCUGCUGCACCCCACGCUCUACCCGCCGAGUCCCCCCCUCACGCACAACAAGCCUUUGCCUCCCAACCCCACGACCAACCACUCGGUGGCCAAGCAGCCGGCUUUCAGUCCCACGCUACCGGAGCACGUGUACCAGAACAGCUUCAAUGGUGGCGGCGGCGGCGGCGGCGGGACGGGCGACUGGAACAACUCGCUGCAGUGCCUGUCGCUCAAUUUUGAGAGCCUGUGGGAUGCCGCCGUGAUGAAGAGUUUGGAUCAAUCCAUCAGUCAAGUGCUGCUGCCCGAGUUGCUGCAAGGCGAAAUGCUAGACCCGCCCCCCGCCGACGUCCCCCUUCCGCCGACGCCCGCCAGCCCCCGGGCGGAGCACCGCCACCCUCUGCCGCCCGCCGCCCCGCACCCUUCCUCGUCGUCGCCCUCGUCCCUUUCUUCGUGCUCGUCGUCGGAGGCCCGCGAGCAGAAGAAGAGCGGCGCCAAGAAGAAGUGUCUGUACAAUUUCCAAGAUGCCUUCAUGGAGACCAACCGGGCGGCCGCCGCGUCCGUCUCGUGUACAGCUACUACUGUCCAGUCAAGUAAUAACCCCCCAGAUGAUGUUUUUCACAGUUUGGGUAAAGAGGACCACCGGCAAAUCUCCCCGGCCGCCCCCCGAAACAACCCCGCCCCUCUAGGCCCCCUGCCGCCGCUCUCCGCGCCUUCCCUUCCGCCGACCCCCGCCGCGCACCUCCCCGCCAUGGCGCCCUUCCCCAAAACGGCGCCCGACUCGGGGGAGACGCACCCCGGUCUGUGCCUCCCGCCGGCCGAGCCGGCCGUUUCGUCAGCGGACAGUCCCCUCAGCGCCCCACCGAGCGUCUGCAGUGAUCCCGACUGCGAGGGGCACCGGUGCGAGGGGAACGGGGCGUACGAGCACCCGCCCUACGACGGCGAGGAGAGCCAGGACGAGGACAGCUGCUCGGAACACAGCUCGUCCACCUCCACCUCCACCAACCAGAAGGAAGGAAAGUACUGUGACUGCUGCUACUGCGAGUUCUUCGGACACGGCGGGCCUCCGUCGGCGCCGACGAGCCGCAACUACGCCGAGAUGCGCGAGAAGCUGCGCUUGCGCCUGACCAAGCGCAAGGAGGAGCAGCAGCCCAAGCGCGAGGAGCAGCAGCCUGCGCCCGAGCGCGAGGGUCCGGCCGGCGGCCUGGAGGACCACCGGCGGGUGGAGGACCUGCUCCAGUUCAUCAACAGCGCCGACAGCAAGCCGGCGUCCAGCUCCAAAGCCGCCAAGCGGGCUCGACACAAGCAGAAAAAGAUGGAGGAGAAGGCCCGGCAGGAGGCCGAGGCGCAGCGGGAGGAGCGGCGCAGGCGACGCCAAGAAGAAGAAGCCGCGCUCCAGCGCGAGCUCCUCCGGUUGCAGGAGCUCCGCCAGCAACACUGCGCCGCCAAGAAGAAGAAGAAGGACAAAGCCAAGGAGAACACGGCGCCCGGCGAGAACAAUCCGCCGCCGCUGGAGCGGGCGGCCCAGAACGUGCUGGACCGCCUGCGCGACGGCAAGUCGCAGCUCCUCCGCGGCCUCAUCUGCCCCGAGGACCUCCGGCCGGAAUCCCGACCCGACGCCCGGCGCUCCGAGCGGGGCGUCUCGCGCCUGCGCGACCGCAACGCCGACGUCAAAGCCCGGCCGGGGGCGCCCGCCCCCGAGACCGUCGCCGCCGGGCCCGCGGAGGCGCCCGCCUCGGAGAGCCACGGCGGGAAAAGGCAGCUGAAGGAAGACCGCCGGCGGAGCCCGCCCGCGUCCGACCCGUCGCCCUCGCCGCCUCUCCGUCUCCAGUCGGAACAGAACGGGAAGCCUCCCGGCGCCGAGUCCCCGCAGCCGAAAGGCAAAGCCAAGAAGAGCAAGAAGAAGAAGGGCGACAAGAUGAACACUUCCAUAGAUGACGUGUUCCUUCCCAAAGACAUCGAUCUGGAUAGCACUGAGAUGGACGAGACGGAGCGAGAGGUGGAGUAUUUUAAAAGGUUCUGUUUGGACUCGGCCCGGCAGACGCGCCAGCGGCUGUCAAUCAACUGGUCCAACUUUAGUUUAAAAAAGGCCACCUUCGCAGCACACUGA